GAGGAGGCCAAGGGCCGUGGCACGGAGCUCCGGGUGGAGACAGACCUAAUCACAGUCAAAACAUCCACUUCAGCACCUCCUCCAGGAAUGCACCCCGCGCUGCUGGCGGGGUGCGUGUUGGUGGUCCUGACAGCGAUCGCGCUGGGCGCGGGGAUCUGGAUCCGCCGCCGCGGGCACCGGGAGGCAGAGAACCCCCUCUACAGCAACAUCCCACGCCAGCCGCGUCGGGCCCGGAGGACCGAGGUGGGGGCUGCAGAGGGGAGGAAGCAGCUGGACAUCCCCAGGGAGGACCAGAAGGCUGAGAGCUUCUAUUCCACCUCUUUCCCCCGGCCUCCUAGCCCCCCGCAGAAUCGCACUCCAGCCCCCAGCCCAUGCCCCAGCCCCAGGCCCAGGCCCAGACCCCCCAUCUCUGCAGGCAGAAUCUCCCCCCACCCAGGGCCCUAUGGGUAGCCAGAGGCAAGAAGGUUCCUUUAAGUGGAAAGAGGAAUUGGAAUCCCCAGAGAUCCAGUGAGGCUCUCCCAGUGGGCACGUGAAAAUGUAACUUAUUCCAGGGGGAUCAGCCACUCACCCCGAGGUCACUGUCCUCACCCAGUCCCUGGACCUGCCCCUGCUCCCAGUACAGUCAAUAAAAGCUCAUGA
Molecule: messenger RNA, 639 nt
Organism: Talpa occidentalis (Iberian mole)
Lineage: Eukaryota; Metazoa; Chordata; Mammalia; Eulipotyphla; Talpidae
Product: transmembrane and immunoglobulin domain-containing protein 2
Exons: 3
Coding region: 88-450 (120 amino acids)
Source: RefSeq, a predicted model, not a curated record